GCCGGGGGUGGUAUUGCUAUGUGAGGGCCUCGGGCCUCCCGACCCCUCCGUCGAAGCCGCAGCCAUGGCGACCACCACCACCACCACUCCACUUAUCGUCUCCUUCUCGCGCAGCUGCAGCUGCCCCUAUCCACACCGCCACUUCCCCGGCAAGCCCAAGCUGCCCGCACCCACCUCCUGCUCCCUCUCCCUCCGCCUCCUCGCUGCCCCCCUUGCCGUCCUGCCGCGGCGCCCGCGUGACGUGUCGGCGGCGUACGGCGACGGCGACAUGGACGACGACUUCGGCGACUUCGACCCCGACGACGCGGACGGCGUCGGCGAGGACGACGACGUCGACAACGAGCAGGACUACGACGUCGACUACGACCGCCUCCUAGCUCCCGUCGUCAAGCCGCCGUCGCCGCCGGGCGCGUCGGCGUCGCCCGGGGAGGAGGGCGACAUCGCCAUGGUCGCCGCCGACAGCUUCGUCUCCACGCGGGAUUCAGCGUCCGACACCGUCGUCGACUACGCCGUGGAUGAGGACGAGUUUCACAAGAUUAGGCUGCUCCACUGCGACUUCCUUAUCCGCAAGGUGCCCGACCCCGACGACGACGUCUUCGACUUCAGAGAGAUUAACAACAUCACAUGUACAUGUCUUCUGACUCAAUUGUGUGGCGCUCAUCUUGCUGAGCACGGCAUUUCUGCGCAACAGAUGUAUGUCACGCCACCGGACACCGACAUCUACUCCAUUCCGAGGGUUCUUGCCCCGAUGCCGCAGAAGUACGCGAGGUGCACGAAGAAAAACUUUGGCCGUUACCACGUGAGCGAGCCACCAGUUGAGCAUUUGCGCGAUCCACUGUACAAGACAGAGAGGGAGAUCAUGAAGGUUUUCUUGACCAAGCACUACAGAAACAGGCGCGCUGAUGACCCAGAUUUUUUUCUUGAUUUUGAGGAGAUCUAUGUUAUUGACUCGAGAACAAGGUCAAUCACAAGAGCUAAAGUUAUGGUUAGUGUUCCUGAAGGAAAGAAAAGAGACCGGCGGAACGACCUGCUACUGAUCCGUGACGGGGGUGAGUCUUUCAGAAUCAUCGACAAGGUAUCCUGCUUGCUUUCUGAUCUGUAUACUAAAAGGGACGACGCAAGCACUAUCAUACAAAGAGAGGAGUGGGCCAAGUCGAGACAAGACGUGGAGAAGCAUUUCAGGAAGCUCAGAGACUUUGACUACUCGAAUUGGUUCUAGGAAAGGUUUUCACCGCAUCUACUGUUGAUUAUCCUGGAGCUAGCAGCUGGUUUGAUCCACUGAGAGAUGACCAUUUCGAAAUUAGAUAGGUUCGGUGUAACGUAGAACAUAUGCCAUCUAGGGAGCAUGGUAAGCUCAAAAGUCAAAAUAUUGUGAUUCUGCUGAAUGUACUACUCUUUUUUUAAAAAAAAAAUCCUUCACGAAAUGAGUUUGUUGAAUAUGUUGCGCUUUUAGCCUGAUUUCAGAACAACAUA
This is a messenger RNA of Zea mays, 1473 nucleotides long. RefSeq names its product plastid transcriptionally active 6. Gene Ontology annotation, cellular component: plastid-encoded plastid RNA polymerase complex. The transcript is spliced from 6 exons. Bases 65 to 1219 code for a protein of 384 amino acids. The record is from RefSeq and is a predicted model, not a curated record. NCBI's taxonomy places the organism in Eukaryota, Viridiplantae, Streptophyta, Magnoliopsida, Poales, Poaceae.